Messenger RNA from Auanema sp. JU1783, 792 nucleotides. Lineage: Eukaryota; Metazoa; Nematoda; Chromadorea; Rhabditida; Rhabditidae. The record is from the annotation of a GenBank genome assembly.
AUGGUUGACUGUAAAACUCUGUGCUUCAUUUGGAUCUUAUCCUCAGUUCGAGCUCAGGUUCGUAUCGGAGAUUUGUUUUUCCCUAUCACUGUGCAACCUCCUUUGUAUGAGAUUCCCAACAACGAUCGGACAGAUACACUGUAUGAUGAGAUCAUAGACAUCCGAACAGAUAAUGAGUUACAGAUCCCAAAAGCUCAGUUGGAGAAGAAUCAGCUGAAAUCGAAGACUCCUCUAUCAAAACCUGACGGACACAUGACUUCCACAUAUCUCAAGCCUUCCGAUGUCUCCUACAAAACAGAUGAAAUCACAUCAAAAGAUUUGGAAAUAACAAAAUCUCUUUUUCCUCCGAAAGCCAUUCAGUUCAAGGAGGACAGUGGCAUUCCGUUGGGUUCGCCAAUGCCGUCGAAGAUGCCGUCAUUUGGAUUGGAUCCUAUAAUCACCAUGUCUCAUGCGAUUGUUAUGAAUAAUGAAACGCCUGAGAAUUUGAAGGCGCAAACUUUACCACCAUUGGCCCUAUUAUCUAGUACAAAUGACGUCAUUGAUCGUGGAGAGAACAAGAUUCAACAAGAAAACACAAGUGUCACCAAGAAUAUGGAUAUGAUAAUUCCCAAAUUGGAAAAUGAUGUUCAACGUUUGGAUUUGGAAGUGAGUGUCCUAAAGGAUUUGGUUCAAAAGCUUCUUCGUCAUGUUUACCGAGAGAAGAGAAAAGCCAUGCAGAAGAAACAGCAGACGUUAGAUUCGCCAUCUUCCCAGCCCUUCUUACACACGUGGAAGGAUUCUCAUAAUAAUUAA